UCCGAUUUAGGCUCAUUAUCUUAAUGAGUGGAUGAAGUGAGGGCAGAGAAAAGCAGAAGCCGAACAGGAACGGUGGAGUCUGGCGUGGAGCGUCGUUUCUGCACGAACCCACGAUCCCCUGGCUGAGGGAAGGAUGCUGGAAAACAAGAGGGAGAGAUUGAAAACCUUCCUGAGGAAGAUCGACGAGAAGGCCAUCGUGAAAAUCAAACACUUCAUGAAAGAGAGCAGCUACCCAGUCGAGAGCAGCGGUGGCGGGCUGCCAGCCAAACUGAAGAAAAGCAGGAGCAGCUUAAGCAAUGGCAGCAUCAAGAAGGUGGAGGCGAGGAAAGCCUUGAGCUUGGAGGCCGCCCAGCUGGAGAUCCAGCAGCAGCACAAAACCCUCACCAGACAAGUAGCAGUCAGGUCGCAGACGUUCGAAGUCGACAGCAAGGGCUUCGAGAGGACGGAGGGCACCGGCACGCAAAGUAGUUUCAUGAAGCACAACAAAACAUUCCACAAGUUGUUUCCAGACAUUCCUAAGAGUGAAGACUUGAUACAUGCAUACAUCUGCGCCCUGCAGAAGGAAGUGCCCUACCAUGGUCGUCUGUACGUCACUGACACCCACGCCUGUUUCUACUCCUCAGUUCUCCUUAAAGACACUAAGUUAGUUAUUCCAGUUUCCUGCAUCCACAUAGUGAAGAAGCAGAACACAGCUUUACUCGUACCCAACGCCUUGUCCAUCCGCACCAUAGAAGGAGACAAGUUCCUGUUUGUGUCUCUGAGGAACAGAGAAUCAUGUUUCCAGCUGCUGCGUUCAGUAUGUCCUCAGAUUGAGGAGGCAAGCACAAAUAGUAGCCCCAUCUUCUCCUCGGCUGAGAACAGCUUUGAUAAAAGCAAAAUCGUGAACUCCAGUCAGUCCAGUCUGGACGACAGCUUCGACCAGUUCGACGGCUCAGAGUCCCAAUCAUUACAGGAACCGCCUCCGCACAGACCCCACCGAGGUGAGGGGUCGACCCCAGCUGCUCAGAUUUUACGUAACACAAAGGCAGUGCCGAGUGUGAACGGCUCAUCUUUCAGGAGUCUACACAUGCAGCCGAGUGAAAGCUCGUCCUCAGAGGAGUUAUCAGUUUCAGGCUCAGGUGGAUCAUGGGUCUGGAAUGUGACAGAAAAGGCCAAGUCCCUGCUGGUUCAGAGAGAGGCCAGCACCCUCAACACUCUACUCUUCAUUUACUUGAUUUUGGUUGUGCUGCUGCUGCUGUCGUCCGGCUACAUCGGUUUACGUAUCGUGGCUCUGGAGGAACAGCUGACGUCCCUGGGGGCUCUACCUGAGUUCACCUUACAGAGCGGGUACCGCCAAGACACGUAACCCUCAGCGACUGAAGGAGAGAUCGGUUGACUCAUGACCGGAGGAUUAUCGUCACAUUACUGGCCUCUUCCUGCAGCGGGAGAAACUUCACCCACUCGGACUUCUGCUCCUGAACUCGGCCAAGCGCCGUCAGCUCGAGGGAGACGAAGAAACGGCCGACCUGUGCAAUCUCAGAGACACUUUGCUAACUUGAAGGGCUAAACUUCCUCCUCGUGCAGUAGAUGGAACGGACACGACACACAUUAACACACACACUGCCUGGCUGCAGCGUGUCUGUCAUUGAAACCAAAGCCACGCCACACGGCUCUCAUUUAGCGGAUGUGCCACACUAGCCAAGUUCAACGGACACUCUGUGAAUCCUCCUCCUCCUCCUCCCUGAAGCAUGCAGUCUGAACAGGGCUAUACCAAUCAGCAUUAGACCGCUGUAGUGCUUAUUAUUGCACCUCACCACCAGAGGGGUAGUGCUAUGCAUAGCCAAAGAUGCACACGGUGCACGUCUUUUGCAUGAGUGCACUGAGAUGACUUUUUAGUGAUUUUUCUAUCUCAUUUUCCAGAUUCGGGGGGGUUUCUCUUCGGUUCUCUGAUCUGUGCAGAGGCUCCACUUCCUCCUGAUGGUCUUUACCUUUCUCUCUUUCUCUAACCAGCAAUGAUUGCAGUAUUACUCACCUCGUCUUUGGAAUGAUUUAAACGUUUAAUGAUCAAUGCUUCGAGGUAAUUUUGUUAAUGAACGCAUCAUCAAUGCACAAGUAUUUAGCACACGAGGACACGUGGAUGUGGAACAGGAAAUUAGAAGUAUGUUGACGUACUGCCAAACAGGAAGGAGUACAAACCUCUCUCUGACAGGCCUUAAGUGGCGUUGCUAGAUCUUCAGGUUCUUUAAAAGUAGCACCAAUAAUGUAUUUCUAAUGUCCUCACGUGUCAAAUACCAACACAUGACUGAUCCUGUGUCUGCGUUCUCACUCUUAUGAACCAGAGAGGGGGACAUGCUGCCACGCUUUGCUGUAAGGUCCAAAAUUUCAACGGUUAAAAACGAGUGGUCCCAAAACGAAAUUUCAAUAUGCAAGUGAUUAUUAUGCAUGGCAACGUGUAAUUUAUCUUCAGUGUGAUGUUUUUAAACGGAGAUGGGUGUUUGGUGGGGAAAGAAAAAAGAAAUAAAAAGAAAGAUGUGAAUGAAGGAACGGCUGGAGCGAGCUGGAGCACUUUAAGGGAUGUGUUGUGCCUGUCACGGUCCAGGACAGAGGACAGAGGACAGAGGACAGGACGCUGGGGUGCUUUUUUUUGGAGCUAGCGAUGUGUGGUAUCUGACGGUGCUAAGACUUCUUCUUUUAAAUUAGUUUUCACUCAGGGGUGGUGGGCGCUACCUGCCACGUGGUUUUUAGGUCGUCAUCUCUGUCGUUGUCAAAGUGUCGUGCGCGUGAUGGGGUUCACAUUUUCUACGUCUCGGCUUUCGGUGGUUUUCUCAGACGUCCUCUUUGAGAAAGCACACUACUUUCAUUGAGAUUCAUUCGGCUUUACUGACUUUAUUCAGCUUCUUUCCCUCCCCCUCUCUCCCUCUCUUGAAGCUUUUUAAACCUUUCCAUGCAUAUCCACACCACAGCCCAGAAACUGAACACCACCCUCCUCGUGGUUAGCGAGAUAACUGUGACCACAUCAUGUCUGGAGACGGUCUCGCUCUCAUGUUUAAGUUUUUGUCCGAAUGCCAUAUACAGUACUGUCAGUUCUUCUAACCCCCCAGCAGGGGGCAGCACACACAUCCACUGUCCUUGAAUGGACUCAAUGCAAGAAUCUCAAUGAAGAGGGCAGUAUUCGUGUGGUUUUGCACUAUUCAAAGUGUUGUAAAUAAUUUUGUAUCAAUUGUUAAUGUCCUUAAUUCUACUACGGUCCUAUAUAUAUUUAUUUGCAUUCUGUGUAAUUCAAAGUAGUCUCUGUGAGAUGACUUUGCUAUUGUUGAAAAUAAAUCAAAUGUUGCGAAGUAAAUAAUAA
Messenger RNA from Notolabrus celidotus (New Zealand spotty), 3328 nucleotides. RefSeq names its product GRAM domain-containing protein 2B. Lineage: Eukaryota; Metazoa; Chordata; Actinopteri; Labriformes; Labridae. Bases 134 to 1345 code for a protein of 403 amino acids. The record is from RefSeq and is a predicted model, not a curated record. The transcript is spliced from 13 exons.